Messenger RNA from Dermacentor albipictus, 3850 nucleotides. Its product is annotated as endoplasmic reticulum transmembrane helix translocase. Gene Ontology annotation, biological process: intracellular calcium ion homeostasis; transmembrane transport. Lineage: Eukaryota; Metazoa; Arthropoda; Arachnida; Ixodida; Ixodidae. The record is from RefSeq and is a predicted model, not a curated record. Gene Ontology annotation, cellular component: endoplasmic reticulum membrane. Gene Ontology annotation, molecular function: P-type ion transporter activity; ATPase-coupled monoatomic cation transmembrane transporter activity; ATP binding.
CUUCCGAGGAAGGAAGUGGCGGUACUGGGCGGUACAGUGGUCUCGCCAGUUCUGUGGUUUCGCUGUGGUCGCCGUUGCCAAAAUGGCGCCGCUGGCAACGAGUGUCGAUGAGCUGGUGCAAUAUAUUUCGUUGCACACGCGAAAACCUUUCCUCUUGGAUGGCUGCGUGAGCCCGUUCUUGACUUUAUACGCAGCGUGGCUGUACCUGUGGACGUGCGUGUAUGGUGUGUCUGAGUACCAUGAAGCUGGACUAAUCGCUCUCGCCUGCCUAGGCGUCGUGCACAUACUGACAUGCUUGUUUUGUCACUGGUCGGUGCACGUUCGCUGCCUUCUGUCCUGCAGCAGGGAAACAAACCCAACGAAGGCAGUGCUUGCAAAAGUCGUGCCCACACCCAACAAUGGCUCAGCUGAGCUGGUCUGCCUCCAUGUGGACAUGGUGCCAGGGGAAGAAGAGCUGUCUGUGUGGUUUCUCUUCCAGAAGACCAAGUACCUGUACAGCUUUGAGCGCAAGGCCUUCCGUGGGAUUGAGUUCCCCACAGAGAUGCCCCUGCGCCACUACCAGGAGUGCAAGGGCUACGUGGAUGAUGCCGACCUGGCAGCGGCCGAACGCCAAUACGGCAAGAAUGACUUGGAGCUGGAGGUGCCAGAGUUUGGUGCCCUGUUCAAGGAGCGUGCCACGGCGCCCUUCUUUGUGUUCCAAGUGUUCUGCGUGGCACUGUGGUGCCUGGAUGAGUUCUGGUACUACAGUGUUUUCACCCUGUUCAUGCUGGUUGCAUUUGAAUGCACCCUGGUGCAGCAGCAACUGCGCAACCUUUCCCUAAUCCGCAAGAUGGGCAACAAGCCAUACAUGAUCCAGGUCUACAGAAACAGGAAGUGGAGGCCUAUUCUAACCUGUGAUCUCAUUCCUGGUGACAUUGUAUCUAUAGGCCGGUCCCAAAAUGAGAACCUUGUCCCAUGCGACAUGCUGCUUCUGCGUGGGCCAUGCAUUGUGGAUGAGUCCAUGCUUACUGGAGAGUCAGUGCCACAGAUGAAGGCUGAUCCAGUCCUCGACGUCUUUCCCAUCUUUGCCCGAGAAUACGCCAGGAUGACGGGGAGCGGGGAGAGCGAUGUAGGUCGUCGAAGUGGCAGCAGGUGUCGGAGCCGGCGGAGUCGAGUUGUCGUCGCCAGGAACCAUGAAGGAAGGCUCGACGUACCGUCCACCGCAAAGCUCCGUGAUGAGGAGCCCGUGGAGGAGCUGGAUCCGGAACAGCUGCUGGACAUGGAGGUGGACGGCCGGCUGCACGUGCUCUUCGGAGGCACCAAGGUGCUUCAGCACACCCCCCCUGCCAAGGCCAGCACAGGACUCAGGCCCUCGGACAGUGGUUGUGUGGCAUACGUGCUGAAGACGAGCUUUGGCACAGCCCAGGGCAAGCUGCUACGCACCAUCUUGUUUGGAGUCAAGCGGGUGACAGCCAACAACCUCGAGACAUUUGCUUUCAUCCUGUUCUUGCUUCUGUUUGCUGUUGCUGCCGCCUCCUAUGUCUGGAUCAAAGGCACUGAGGACCCCACACGCAACCGCUACAAGCUGUUUCUGGAGUGUGCACUGAUCCUCACUUCGGUGGUGCCCCCUGAGCUGCCCAUUGAGCUCUCCCUGGCCGUUCACACCUCAUUGCUUGCAUUGACACGACUCGGGGUUUACUGCACGGAGCCCUUCCGGAUCCCAUUUGCUGGCAAGGUUGAGAUCUGCUGCUUUGACAAGACUGGGACACUCACCUCGGACAGUCUCGUUGUUGAAGGCAUUGCAGGGCUCAAGGGGUUUCCCGAGAUCUGUGCUGUCCCGGAGGCACCUGCUGAGAGCAUCCAGGUGUUGGCCUCGUGUCAGUCCCUGGCCCAGCUGGAUGAUGGCCUGGUGGGCGACCCCCUGGAGAAGGCCACGCUCACUGCCAUUGAGUGGAACCUCACGAAGGGGGACUGUGUGGUUCCCAGGCGGGGUCGUGCCCCUGGCCUGAAGAUCUUCAGUCGCUUCCACUUCAGCAGUGCCCUCAAGCGCAUGUCGGUGGUGGCAGGCUUUGCGGCCCCUGGGGCAAUGGAGACCACCUACAUUGUGGCCGUUAAGGGUGCCCCCGAGACCCUGAAGGGCAUGUUUGCCCGCAUUCCCGAGGACUAUGACGAGGUGUACCUGCGCAUGUCGCGUCGUGGUGCCCGUGUGCUGGCCAUGGGACGCUGUGUGUUGGGACAGUUGAGUCACCAGCAGGUGCGAGACCUUACACGGGAUACAGUCGAGCGGAACCUGGAAUUUGUUGGAUUUCUAGUGGUUUCAUGCCCUCUCAAAAGCGACUCCCUCGCUGUCAUCAAGGAGAUCCAGGCUUCCAGCCAUCAUGUGUGCAUGAUCACGGGUGAUGCACCGCUCACCGCCUGCCACGUUGCCCAAGAGCUCAAUUUCAUCUCCUCUCAACGAGCAACGCUCAUCCUCACAGAGUCCGGAGACGAAAGAUGGGAGUGGGUGAGCAUUGACGAGGCUGAGCACAUUCCCCUGGAUGAGUCGCUGAGUGACCACAGUCUUUGUGUCAGGUACAACCUCUGCAUCACUGGUGAGGGCUUGGCCUACCUGACAGCAACAGCCAAUAGCUUCCUGAAGAGGAUGCUGCCCCACGUCCGAGUGUUUGCACGUGUUGCCCCAAAACAAAAGGAGCAAGUGGUAACAGCACUCAAGAGCCUCGGUUUCCUUACCCUCAUGUGUGGCGAUGGGACCAACGAUGUGGGUGCCUUGAAACACGCCCACGUAGGAGUGGCCCUCCUGGCCAAUGCGCCAGUGCCUCAGGGCAAGCGCAAGAAAGAAGAGAUGACCCCGGACCCAGCAGACGGCGUACCGGAUGCGGUGAGCUCCCGCUUGGAGGCCAUGGCUGCCCGCGGCCGCCCAGGGAAACGGCCUGAUGGGAAGCCUAGUGCAGGGCCCCGGCCGGGAUCUCGAGCUGACAAGAUGGCAGAUGCCCAGAGGCAACUACAGAAGCUGCUGAAGGACCUGGAGGAACAGGACCAGGCACAGGUGGUCAAGCUCGGUGAUGCUAGUAUCGCAGCACCUUUCACCUCCAAGCUGUCCUCCAUCCAGUGCAUCUGCCACGUAAUCAAGCAGGGCCGGUGCACACUAGUGACGACCCUGCAGAUGUUCAAGAUCCUAGCACUGAACGCCCUGGUGCUGGCAUACAGCCAAAGUGUGCUCUACCUGGACGGCAUCAAGUUCAGUGACACACAGGCCACCCUGCAAGGGCUCCUCCUGGCUGGAUGCUUCUUCUUCAUCUCACGCUCAAAGCCUCUGAAGGUCCUUUCCCACGAACGUCCAUUGCCCAACAUCUUCAACGCGUACACCCUGCUGACGGUGCUGCUCCAGUUUGCGGUGCACUUUGCCAGCCUUGUCUACCUCGUCCAGGAGGCUACUGCACGGUCACCACCUCGGCCUGAGAAAUUUGCUGAUAGGGACGACGAGUUCAAGCCGUCCCUCCUCAACAGCACUGUAUACAUCAUAUCCAUGGCUCUGCAGGUGUCCACAUUUGCCAUCAACUAUAGGGGCUACCCAUUCAUGGAGAGGCUGAGCGAGAACAAGCCGCUGCUGUACAGCCUGCUCAUAUCGGGUGUUUCAGUCGUUGUGCUCGUGGCUGGCCUGGCACCAGACGUGGCCAAGCAGUUUGAAAUAGUCCAGUUCCCUGGAGAUAUGCAGCGGAUCAUUCUGCAAGUGCUGGCCUUCGACCUUGUCUGCGCAUUUGUUGUCGAUCGCACCUGUCUUUUUAUCUUUGGCCAGGGGAAGCUGCGCAACUUUUGAGCAGCUUCCGCCUGGGCGUAAUAAACUGCAGUGUCCUUCCUGCAUAAGCCGCAA